GGCCCGCGGAGGUCCAUGUGGCGCGCUAGGUGGGACCCCGGCGUCCUGAAGGCGGAGGCCCUGGCCCUGCUGCCCUGCGGCCUGGGCAUGGCGUUCUCGCAGUCCCACGUGAUGGCGGCGCGGCGGCACCAGCACGGCCGGCUCCUCGUCGAGGUGGACGAGUACAGCUCCAACCCCACCCAGGCCUUCACCUUCUACAACAUCAACCAGGGCCGCUUCCAGCCGCCGCACGUGCAGAUGGUGGACCCCGUGCCCCACGACGCCCCCAAGCCGCCCGGCUACACGCGCUUCGUCUGCGUGUCUGACACGCACUCGAGGACGGACCCCAUCCAGAUGCCCUAUGGCGACGUGCUCAUCCACGCCGGGGACUUCACGGAGCUGGGGCUCCCGAGCGAGGUGAAGAAGUUCAACGAGUGGCUCGGCAGCCUGCCCUACGAGUACAAGAUCGUCGUCGCCGGCAACCACGAGCUGACCUUCGACCAGGAGUUCAUGGCCGACCUCAUCAAGCAGGACUUCUACUACUUCCCGUCCGUGUCGAAGCUGAAGCCGGAGAACUACGAGAACGUGCAGUCGCUGCUGACCAACUGCAUCUACCUGCAGGACUCGGAGGUGACCGUGCGGGGCUUCCGCAUCUACGGCUCCCCGUGGCAGCCCUGGUUUUACGGCUGGGGCUUCAACCUCCCGCGAGGACAAGCCCUGCUGGAGAAGUGGAACCUCAUCCCCGAAGGCGUGGACGUGCUGAUCACCCACGGGCCCCCGCUGGGCUUCCUGGACUGGGUCCCCAAGAAGAUGCAGCGGGUGGGCUGCGUGGAGCUGCUCAACACGGUGCAGAGGCGGGUCCAGCCGCGGCUGCACGUCUUCGGCCACAUCCACGAAGGGUACGGCGUCAUGGCGGACGGGACGACCACAUACGUGAACGCGUCCGUGUGCACCGUGAACUACCAGCCCGUGAACCCGCCCAUAGUCAUCGACCUGCCCACGCCCCGGAACUCCUGACUGCCCCUGCGGCCCCGG
This is a messenger RNA of Phyllostomus hastatus (greater spear-nosed bat), 1014 nucleotides long. It is a transcript of the gene MPPED1, whose product is annotated as metallophosphoesterase domain containing 1. NCBI's taxonomy places the organism in Eukaryota, Metazoa, Chordata, Mammalia, Chiroptera, Phyllostomidae. The transcript is spliced from 6 exons. The record is from RefSeq and is a predicted model, not a curated record. Gene Ontology annotation, molecular function: hydrolase activity. The coding region runs from base 16 to 996 and encodes 326 amino acids.